Molecule: messenger RNA, 462 nt
Organism: Didymodactylos carnosus
Lineage: Eukaryota; Metazoa; Rotifera; Eurotatoria; Philodinida; Philodinidae
Source: the annotation of a GenBank genome assembly
AUGGCAACCUCCAGCACUACGACUUCAUUAAAUGAUUUAAUUCUGGCCUAUCAGACUCGAGAUAAAGAUUCGGCUGGAUGGAAACAACAACUUGGUUACAUUCAUCGAAAGCUAAAAGAAGAUAUACAUCAUCCAGAUGAACAUAUGUUUUACCAAGGUAUUUGUUCUCUAUGCAUGGGUGAUACCCCCGGUUAUUGGGUUUGGCUAGACUCAUCACUCCAGAAAUUGAAGGAUGAUCCGACAAGUCGAAUUGACAUGCUACCACAGUACCCUGAUUAUGCUGAGCUAUCGACAAAAGAAUUGCUAGAAAAAUUGGAAUCAGAUGAAAAUAAAAUAUAUUCAAAACAAUCGAUUUACUGGGAAUUACAAUCAAGAUAUCCUGAGAAAAUUGAUCUAAAUUUCGAUUUUAAUCAAUCAACGUUGAAAGAAAUUAAAAUAUUGUUAAAAGAUGUUAUUGACUGA